AGAUGUAAUAUUUGCACUUAGGAAUCAUUUUGUAAUUUAAUGAUAAUUGUUUUUCAUAUCAAACUUUUUCGAAUAGAAAUGGAUAUUUAAUUGCGCUAUCAUACUUUAAAGAAAGAACGUCGUUUAUCAAAAAUUUUUUUGAAUCUUUGAACAAAUGCCAGCGAAUUCUCAACAAUUUAUACCACCAAUCACGAUUGUUGAUCUUAUCGAAUUUUACCAUUUUGUAUCCUCGUUAACGUGUACCUCAAGUCUGUCUCGCAAACCAGUCCUCAUUGCACUUUCGUAUCGAUCAAUAUCGGAUCCUGUCCGUAAAGAAUAAGGAUUGGUAACUGUCACCUUCACACAUGAAGUAUAGUGUUUCAAUGUGAGUCGCAGGAAGUAACUCGAGACACUUGGCUUCUGAACACGUGCGGACGCUUAAGCGAAAUAUGCUGGACGCCGACCGAAUGGGAUUCGCACGAUUAACCGGAUCGCUGGCGAUAUCGAUGAUAUUGCACUUGGAAAAGCACUGCUCCACCGGAAGGCCAGAGGACCGGCAUGAGAAUCCCUGGGGAACAGAAGGGCGCGUGCCGAGGGUUCGCAUCUGCCGCAGUUGCUUUUACAUCCCCACGUCUCUUUCUCGAAAGGGAAGGCCACCACCAUCAGCAUCGCCGUCCACGUACGUGAGUCUCCGGUUACAAAAAAGAAAAAGGAGAGAAAAAAAAGAGAGAGAGAGAGACGUUUCCGCAGGAAGCACCGUCGAGAUCCCUCUUUCGUCCCUCAUCGAACAUUCUCGUGAAACGCGCGGGCGAGCCGCAGCGGUGGAUAAUCGUAUGUGCGAGUCGUAUGCAAUUAUUGCGCUCGAAAGAUCAGAGUGGCUGAGCUCCUCACGUAGACAUGGAGGAGGGUUUUUACCUUAUAUCGCAAUCACUGUGAUUUCGCACACAGCCAACAAUUUUUACCCUCGCGCGUCCCAGAACGUUGCGGCCGACUUGCGUAUCUUUGCGUAUUACGCGAGUCGGCCGCAACUAAGUGAAACGGCGCGAUUACUUAUUAGCCGCACGUAAGUAUAAAGUCGAGCGCAAAAAAACACAAGGAUUGAUCCUUGGCGAACGUCGCAAAAACUGGAUGAGCAGCAAAUGAGAUAUCACCAGCAAAUGAAAUAACGAAAAGAAAACUAUAAAAAACCAUUUAGCCUUUGUUUACUUUAUUACUAUGUAAAAAGGAGUUUACUUAUAAUAAUUUAAAUAAUAGUUCAUCGCAAAAUGUAAUUUGUAUUUCCUCAUCAAUCGUUUUGCUGCUCAAAGAUCAGGAAGAUAGGCUAGAUACAAAAAUUACGUUCGAAUUUACGCUUGAUUUCUCCCAAUUCUGUGACUUUUCGUCACUUUUGCCAGCGAAGGAAAAAUGCUCUUUUAUUGUAUGCUCGUUUGAUUUUCACGUUUUUAUCUCGUAGCGGAAAGGUACGUUUCAUAGAAAAAUUUUGUUUGUGCGAUUUAAUAGCUGGCUAAGGACAACAAAUGUACGUUCUGGAACAGUACGUCCCUGUAUUAGGGCCCCAAAGGAAGGGGGGACUGCAGGUAAGCAGCUGCGAGCAUCUGCAGGGGCAGCGGCGGCAGCCGCGUGUUUAAAUUAGUCUUGGCACAACUGUCGUGCGUGCAGCAUGCACGAAAGACUGUUCCCGAAUUCGGUGUGUUGAAAAUUGGAUUAAGAAAAAUCGUGAAAGAAAUAAACGUUUAAAUUUACUCCAAAUUACCAAUCGGAUUUUUGUUACGCGAAUACGAGCGAUCCGCUUCGAUAAAAUUAAUUUAAACUUAACUUUCUAGUAAGACAGGAUCGAUAAAAUGCAAUAAGAGAUUAUUUUCCUUUUCUGAAAUUUAAAAACAAUUGCAAUUGAUAAUUGGGAAUUUAAGAGAGAUUGCAGUGAAAUUCAAGUGUAGCGGUUGAAAAAUGAUAGCGAUAGAUUAAUUAAUUCCGAUUGUAUUUGAUAAGAUAAAUUAAAAAAAAAAGACAAAGCGAAUUGAUGAUAUUGAUAUAGUGAAGCAAACAGUAGAAUUUGUUUAAAUGAUCGUAUGAAGGAUCAAGAAGGAAGAAAAGAAGCGGAAGAAGAUGAUACUACUCAGGGUAAUUGUGACGCUGGUCGCGUGCUGGAUCGUCAAAUGCGAUCUGUUGGAUCUCUACGUCCAGCACAUGGACGAAACGAUGAGGACGAUGCCGUAUAGAAAUAAGCGACAUCCCAUGGAUCCUGUUUCCAGAAGGAUAAAGAGGAAUCUUCAAGAAGAUCAACCGUUAUUUAGGAUCGGUAAUUUCAAAAAACAGCGGUUAAAUGUCGAUGAGAAUUGGUUGAAGGAAUGGAAGGCCAAGGGAAAGAUUGCUUUCUACAAAAACGACGGUUUAAACUAUCCAAACAAGGACGAGAAAAAUCUGGAUUCCGAUCAGCAUGAGAUGCUUUUGAACACAACGCAGGAUUCGAAAUAUCCUGAGAAGAAGUCGACAAUUAUCGAAGACGCUGCUGAAAAUUCACAAUUAAAUAUCUUACAGAAUCCACCAAUUAAACAACAAGAGAAAACGUUGGCGGAUGAGCUGGUAACGAUACAGAAUGAGACCAACGUCGAAGAGUUAGCCGCCGAAGAUGUGGAACGUGAAGAAGAACUCUCGGCAGAGAACUGGAGGGCCUACGAAGAAAUAGAGACCGAGAACAAUUCGCAAUUCGAAAUAAUCAGCGAGAACGAGCGGAUCAAUCCAAAGUCAUUUGUUGCUUCGAGCUUUAAGGGAACGCCGAAGUUGCAUGAAAGCCGAGUACCGAAGAAGUAUUCGGAGAAGUCAGCGAAAAAUGGACGAGGUGCGAAAAGUUCCUUCGUCAAAGACGAGAUGAGGUCCAGAAGAAGCGUGAAGGAAGGGGUAAACGAGGAUACAUCCAAUGUCAAACCCAAGUUCACCAGGUAUGAGAAGCUGAAUGAGAACGGUGACGUGAUUCUCGAGUGGGAUCCUUCGGACGACGAAGAGGUGAUCUUCAGAGUCACCGCCAAAACUCUCGGCUACGUCGGCAUCGGUUUCAACGAGAAGAGCCACAUGAAAGGCGCCGACAUCCUGCUCGCUUGGGUGGACGAUCACACCAGUGCUGUCAAUCUGUUGGACUCGCACGGUAUCAAGGAGAUGAAUGCCGCACCGGUUAUUGACGUAUCCCAGGAUGUCCGAGUGCUCGGCGGUUCGCAAAAUGAGACUCACACCACCGUGACGUUCGCCAGGAAGUGGCAGACGUGCGAUCCUCAGGAUCAUCAACUCACGGGCGACACUGUCAGAGUGCUGUGGGCGCUACACGAGACCGAUCCCGAAUUAAACACGGGGGUAUGGCACGGGGACAAACGAGGUGGAAAGGCUCUAAGGUUGAAGACAGCUGCGGCACAUUCGCCACCGCGAGAGACUCAUAAUAUGCAUCAUUGGGACGUGAAGCUUAACCUGUUUGAAGUGAACAAUGAUACGGAUACCAUCUACUGGUGCAAGAUCUUCAAGCCCACGUUGAAAACAAAACACCACAUGAUAGGGUACGUACCGCUUGUCGAAAAGGCCAAUGAAGAUUUGGUACAUCACAUAAUCCUAUAUGAGUGUGCCUCAACGGACUCGAUCCUCGGCGAACACGCCAGGAUGUCUGGUGCCCGCUGCUACAGCCCAACGACGCCACGAGCAUGGGAUUCGUGUAUGCAACCUAUCCUUGCUUGGGCCCGUGGCAGUAAAGGAGAAUGGAUGCCGGAACACGUUGGUAUACCUAUCGCAGAACGCAAGGAGAACUCGUACUAUAUGUUAGAAGUUCAUUAUAAUAAUCCGAGCAUGAAAAAGGUGCUUGAUAGCAGCGGCAUAAGACUUUAUUUCACUCCGACGCUUCGUUCCAAGGACGCGGGCAUCCUCGUAGCCGGUGUGGCAGUGAGUCCUCUUCAUCUGAUACCGCCGCGACAAAAGGAAUAUGCCACCGCCGGAUAUUGCACUCCGCACUGCACCAAUACGAUGUUGCCCGAGAAUGGUAUCAAUAUAGUAUCGGUCGUCUUGCACUCACACUUAGCCGGUCGACGUCUCAGUCUGAAGCACAUUCGACAAGGUAAGGAACUGCCGAGGAUAGUCCAGGACAAUCACUUUGACUUCGAUUACCAGCAAUCUCACACUCUGGAGAAAGAAGUGAACGUGCUGCCUGGUGACGAGCUAGUCGCGGAGUGCGUCUACGGCACUUUGGAUAGAACCAGACCGACUUUAGGUGGUUACGCGGCUUCUCAAGAGAUGUGCCUAGCGUUCGUCAUGCAUUAUCCCAGAACACCUCUCGCCGCCUGUUACAGCAUGACGCCCGUUAAGGACCUUUUCGAGACUCUCGGCGUGUCCAGUUUCCGGGGGGUGACGAUGAAUUACUUGGAGAAACUAUUCCUGACAAAUGAAACUGACCUUUCGUCAGAUGAGAUCAGCAAGACUGUCGUUAAAAAAGCUGAGUCUGCAUUAAGAGCAAUGAGAGAUUACACGAAAGGGAAUGAGGACAAUAACAUCUUUGCGCAACUCGUUAUUGAGGAACCUGAAGAAUUUCGAGGUCGAACUAUGGCAGAACAUAUGUUAGCCAUGCCGUGGACAGAGGAAUUACUCGCAAGCAAGAUAGAAAACAGUCUUUAUCACGGUAGACAUAUGACAUUUUGCAGAAAAAGGGAUGAUCAAUUAGCACUGCCGGCAGAUAUCCAGAACUUCCCGAAUUAUACGGCACUACCGGAAACGAAUGACACAACUUGCAGCGAACUGAAUUUCACAUCGGGUACCUCCGGAGUUCCUUACAUUCCCGUGAUAAACCUGGUCAUUAUCAUUGUCGUGUCCAUUAUGUUAUAAGAUGCCUCAAGUGAAUAGUCAACGACGGCGCUGUAUGAUGAAUGCGAUUCGCACUGUCAAUAUUACUUAUAAAGACGGUUCUCUGCGUAUUACGAACGUUUCCUGUAUAUUUCCGAAUUUAUAAGACGAGCCUGAUUAAUUUAUUAACUUAAGUAUCUUUGCAGCGAGCGAUUUCCUCAAAUGAAUUCCGAUCUUCGAGAAAAGUCGGAAUAUUCUUCAAAUAUUAGGUAACUAAUAUCAGAUUUCUCUGCUAAAGAGAUGAAUGAAAAUCGAUAUCGUCGAUCCAGGACAUUAAGCGAAUAUAUACAUAGAUAUAUACAUAGAAAUAUACAUAUAUAUAUAAAUAUAGAAAUAUAUAAUAUAAUAUAAUGUGUAAAUACAUAAUUAUUAAUAAUUCUAUUUAUAAGACGUAUACGUGUACACCUUUCCUUUGUAAACACCUUUUCUUUUAUUGUUUUGUAAUGCGUGUCUAUUUUGUAAAAAUAAA
Pogonomyrmex barbatus (red harvester ant) is the source of this 5317-nucleotide messenger RNA. Its product is annotated as MOXD1 homolog 1. Lineage: Eukaryota; Metazoa; Arthropoda; Insecta; Hymenoptera; Formicidae. Gene Ontology annotation, biological process: octopamine biosynthetic process; dopamine catabolic process; norepinephrine biosynthetic process. Gene Ontology annotation, molecular function: dopamine beta-monooxygenase activity; copper ion binding. Gene Ontology annotation, cellular component: secretory granule membrane. The record is from RefSeq and is a predicted model, not a curated record.